CGCUUUACUAUGAACUUUGGCUCACUUCCUCACUUUGGAGAAAAGGCAAAAAGGUGGUUUGAUGGUAGGUUUAUUAACUUUAAACUUUUUAGUGGGAAGGAAUUAUUGGAGUCUGUUUUCGAACGUGCGUACAGAAUGUUCUACAAAUUGAAAGUCUCGUCUUAGAAAACAUGGAUGAUGGCGCCUUGGAGGAACCGGCUGCCUCCACCGACACUCGCGCCAGACAAUCCCCAGCUAUAGAGCGCCUCUCCCGGUAUGGCGUGCCGGUCAUGCUCGGUGCGUCUAACCGGAGGUCGAGGCUGCUGCAGAGGCGGCAAGAAGACCAGACGGGGAGAGCCGCAGCAGGUCCUGACCGCGCUUCCUUCACACCUGCCCUGCGAGAUGCAUUGACCUUCCAGCGGGACCCCCCCUGGGCUUUGUACCCCAUGGAGCACGCGUGGAUGCUGUCCGCCGUGGAGGGAAACUACGACACCCUCUUGGAGUUCGUCUCCGAGGACCCGCUUCUCCUCAGCAGGCGGGACUUCAUCAGCGGAUACUCGGUCCUCCACUGGCUGGCCAAGAGCGGCCGGGACGACACCCUCCUCAAGCUGCUCCGCCACGCCGAGAAAGCGGGUGGCGGGGCUGCGGUGAGCGUCGACGUGCGGGGCAGCGGCGGACUCACCCCGCUGCACGUCGCCAGCAUGCACGGUCACGACGCGGUCGUCAAGCUGCUGGUGGGGGCUUUCGGCGCCAACGUGGACGCCAUGGACUACAGCGGGAGGCGGGCCUGGCAGUACCUGCGGCCGGACGCGCCGGUGGAGAUGAAGGAGCUGCUCGGGAUGUGGGAUGACGAGCACGCCGGUGGAGGCUCGACGAAUGCGAAUAAGAACUGCAAUAACAGCAGCGGGGUUGUUGUCGCCGCACCGUGUGAACAAGUAGACGGGCUGCCCGAACACGUCAGCUCGCUUAGCAGGACGAGGUUCAGAAUUUUGAGGAUGUUCUCCUUUCGUGCCAGACGCUGAACGCUACCUUGGAAUACUAGGAGUGUCCAUUAAAUUAUUGAAAUAAAAUCAAACAAUGCAAGAAAAAAAAUCAAGACAAUGUGAGAAAAUGCUUACAUUUCAUACUAAUAUGUGAUAUUGAUCCAACACAGGCUAAACUUUAACAGCUAAGCACAGCUUGGCAUUCCUAGUGUCAUUUGCAGUCUAACACACUAAUCAAGCAACUAUUAGUCUCCAUGGCCUUUUAAAAUGGUAUCCAGUAACAAGCGUGUCUGCAUCAUCCAACUUCAGUGCAUGAGCUUAAUGAAUUUUGGCAAGGUGUCUCCACAAAAUUUCCACUUCAUAGACAGGUCUUUUCUUACAUUCUAUCCUACAAAAUAAAUGUUUUGACAUUUUGGAUUAAUAUCUGUAUUUGCCAAUCAAAGUUUCAAUAUCAGUGUCGCAUAUGAAUAAUGUCACCAAAGCUGACAAACUUCUAGCUUUAGAUAACUUUUGUUUUCAUAAUUUUUUGCAUAUAUUUGGAUACCCCUGCAUUAAAAGGUUAAUCACCAUAAUCUGCUUUAAGUGAAGUUCUGCUACUGGAUGUGAUCCCAGUGACAUUAUUGGUAUCGCCAUAGCAACAGUACUCACUGGUGUAGCUUGUUUUUCCAGAGCUAUAUUUGGCUCAGGCCUCAAAUCAAACAUGAGCUACAAAUCCGCUGCAUUGCUCUUUCAUGCAAGAAUUUGCAGGGUGGGCAGGGUUGAAAGCCUCAAGAGCUCCUUGUCCUCCCUGCUAGCUUGGAAACAUUGAGCAACACUUCCUUCAGGAAGACAAAUAUUAGCCAUUACGUCUCCACCUGCUCAUGCGUGUUUCAAAGGAUGCGUGAGCAAACAUGGUCAUGUUGGAGCUUGAUCACAGAUCUUUUAUUGUCAAACCAGAGAAUCUGUACAAAACUGCCGCUACUCCAGAUGACACCGAGUCCCCCUCCACGAUAAAAGGUGAAGCCCAGCAGGUGGGAUGGAAUGGAUGGAUGCUGGAUCCAUGGACCAGGUCGCGUUUACAGGCCAAGCUUAGUCCUCCUCCAGUGCCUCCUCUUGGAGUUGUACCUGAAAUCAACGUGCAUGUGUGAGAUUAAAUUUAUCCUCCUUAAAUGUUCAGUCAAAAGGGCAAAAAUGUGAAAAGAUUCAUAUAUGUUGUUACUAAACAGCAGCAAUGUUUCAGCUCCAGAGGAGCUUCUUCAACAUGAGUGAAGAAGAUGAUCUCUGAAGCAGAAAUGUUCUCAGCAGGGUUAAUGACAGCAUUUCACCUCACAGAAAUGCUGCAAUUGCAGACCUGCUUGUCCUCCAUGUUGAUAUAGCCGCCCCCUUGAAACAACUAAACUACGAAGCUAAAGCUAGCCAGAACAAUCCAUACACCCACCACACAUCUCAUCUGCUUGUGUUGUCGUGAACGACAUCAUGGAUGUAACAUUAAAUGUACAAACAGUGGUCACAACUGAUGGCCCUCUUUUUUUUUUACAGCCUUAAAUUAUCUCCUUACUCAUCAAACUGAGACCAACAGCACAGCAAACUUCCUCCCUUCACAAUAAGUGUGGUGUGCCACAUCUGGUCUGACUGUGCUAACAAAAUAAAGGUUUCAAAAAAGUACUCUACACACGCAUAAUGGUCUUAAAGCACUUAUUGACAUUCACACAUUUAUUAUGAUUUGACCUGAAAUAUUAGACAAAGUUGUCCAAAGAUAAAUUUCACCAAUAAAAUGUGAGGAUUUUUGCAUUUAAUUAAACAUGAUUACACUUUAUG
Molecule: messenger RNA, 2759 nt
Organism: Entelurus aequoreus (snake pipefish)
Lineage: Eukaryota; Metazoa; Chordata; Actinopteri; Syngnathiformes; Syngnathidae
Gene: sowahd
Product: sosondowah ankyrin repeat domain family d
Exons: 2
Coding region: 171-1001 (276 amino acids)
Molecular function (GO): protein binding
Source: RefSeq, a predicted model, not a curated record